AAAUUAAAAAUUAAUAAUUGAUUUUUCAUUAGAUGGAGCAUGGUGAAGACGCCUGGAUGACGAUAAUUCAAAAAGCAAAUUGUAAACAUACUGUCUUCAACACCCAUCAGGUGUAUAGCGAUAGUGUAAUGAUUUCGUUGGCUAAUGCUUGCGCCGAAAUAAGCGGUCUCCCGAGGGAUGACGUUAUGAGAUCUUUUGGAAAAUGUUUCUACAAUAUAUUUUCUUAUUUCGGUUAUGAUAAGACGAUCAAAGCGACGGGUCGCUAUUUCACAGAUUUUCUCGAAAAUGUUGACAAUAUUCACUCGCAAUUUCAAUUUACUUUUCCUAAAAUGAAAAGCCCGUCGAUUUACGUUCUCAAUGUGGAUAAAAACGGCUGCGUGAUGGUUUAUAGAAGCAGAAGAAAAGAAUACACCAAUUAUUUUAUUGCUCUACUGGAAGUAAUUGCAGAUGAACACUACAAUUUAAAACUAGAUCCGAUAAUUUUGAGUACAGAAUUGUCUUCCAAAAAAGAUCGCCCCGUUUUAGUGGUUCAUCUUCGAUUAAAUUUUGAUAACAGCGAAUACAUGGAACAUAAAACGAAGUCGUCCCAAGCCCAUUUAGAAACGAGACAAUUGGCACCAUUUUCGUGCGAUUUACUGCUUGAAUUGUUUCCCUUUGCCGUUUUAAUAAGUCGUGAAAUGACGGUCAAAGGGGCUGGUGAGAAACUAAGCACGAUUAGAAAUGAAAAUUUAAUUGGUCAGCCGAUACACAAAUUUUUUCGGUUAAGAAGACCUAAGAAGAUUGAAUUUUCUUGGAAAAAUAUUUAUUAUCUUCAAAAUGUUCGAUUCAUUUUGGAGUUCAUGAGGGGUAGUAUGUUCGGUUCGUUGUUGAAUAAAAUUGAGACGAAAGCAAUUGAAGAACGUCCUUCUACCUCACCCUCUUCGCAACAACUGGAGGUAGAGAGGAAGGACGAAAAAAAAGAAAUUCGACCUAUUUCGCCUUAUCAGGCGAGGAGGGAAAGUCAAGGCGUCAGAAACAUUAUCUUGGGAGGGCAAAUGCGCUACUUGGAAGAUAUUGAUGCCAUAAUUUUUCUCUGCAGCCCCGUAAUAAACGACCUCGACGAAUUGCCAGAACUCGGACUUUAUUUGAACGAUUUGAAUGAGCACGGACUAAGCAAAGAAAUGGUAUUGGCAGGCUGGCAACACAAUCUAAAGUUGGAAGUAAUGUUUGACAAAGAAGAACAAAAAGCAGUCGAAUUAGAAAGAAAUCACGAGUUGUUAGAGACAUGGAAGAAACGCGGAGAUGAUCUUUUGUAUUCCAUGAUCCCUAAAACUGUAGCCGAUAGAUUACGAACUGGGGAAUCCGCAAUGGGAACUUGUGAAGUAUUUAUCUUUCAUUCUUUUGAUAUGGUAUCGAUAAUGUUUUGCGAACUUGUCGGUCUUCAUUCAAGCACAGUCCGAGAUGUAAUGGACGUUGUGUCUUCCAUGAACGCAGUAUUCACUUGUUUCGACGAGUUAAUGGACAAAUUUAGAGUUUAUAAGGUUGAAACAGUAGGUCAAAUUUAUAUGUCUGUAAGUGGGGCACCGGAGAGGACGGACUUUCACGCACAAAACGUUGUCGACUUCUCCUUGAGCAUGAUACAGCAAAUUCAACACAUACAAAUUAAUUCAGGUGGACAUUUAGAAGUUAAAAUAGGCAUCCAUUCGGGACCCGUUGUUGCCGGAGUCGUCGGGUUAAAGGUCCCUAGGUAUUGCUUCUUUGGGGACACUGUAAACACCGCUUCCCGUAUGCAGUCGUCUAGUUUGCCCGGAAAAAUACAUAUUUCAUCAGCAACCAAAGAAUUGCUACCCGAGGAAAAUUAUCUAGCGGAAAACAGAGGGUUCGUUCAAAUUAAGGGCAAAGGCGCCAUGGAAACCUUUUGGAUCUACGACAGGUCAGAAUAUGACGAAAUGGACUGUGAAUGUGGGCCCCUCGAUGAAUAUUCCGAAGUUUUAUCAAACAAGACGUGUCCGCUUGAUCUAUUCUCGACAAUGUACGGUAUGCUGCUAGAAAGCAUCCAGUAUUUUGUACAGCUGGAGUACGGCGAAGAUGUGUGGAAUAUGGUGAAAAGGGAGGCCAAAUGUACACACGAAAUGUUCAACACCCAUCAAAUUUAUUCCGAUGAUAUAAUGUCGUCCUUGGGAUAUGCCUGUGCAAAAGUCAUUGGGUCGUCGUACGACGAUUUUAUGCUGUUUUUUGGAAGGUGCUUCGUUAGAUACUUUAGCAAUUUCGGGUACGAUAUUACCAUCAGGGCAACGGGCAGGUAUUUUACCGACUUUUUACAGAAUGUGGACAACAUCCACAGCCAAUUUCGAUUUACUUAUCCUAAAAUGGAAAGUCCUUCUAUGUAUGUCGCCGAAAUUGACAGAGAGGGAUGUGUUUUGGUGUACCGCAGUGGUAGAACAGGAUUUAAAAGUUACUUAUUAGGGCAGCUACAUCAAGUUGCCCAGGAUUUAUUUCAGCUUAAGAUUAAAACGAAUGUCCUGAAGGAGGGAAAGGUCGAAGACGGCUCUAAAAAAAACACAAUUCUCAGGAUUCGUCUUGAUUUCAACAACAGCGAAUAUAUAGCGAAAAAACAAUCGAGUAAUAUGAAAAUUCGCUCGUUCCCGUUGCCGCAGGUUCAUUGUUCGGACCUUAUGGAGAUGUUUCCUUUUGGUAUUCUGUUCAAUUCGGAAAUGAAAAUUAGGGGAGUUGGACUUAAAUUGCAGAACAUAUGGCCGAAUAACACGUCCCCGUUAGGAGAACCUGUCACUAAAUAUUUCAGACUUAGAAGACCUUACGGGGUGUCACUUACAUGGCAAAAUAUUUUGCAUCUUCAGUUUGCUAUGUUCGAAGUGGAAUUUUUAAGGGUUGAAACACGAGAACAGAGCACAUCGUCGAACCCCGAAUCGUCCGCAACAAAACCAGACGAAUCAACAGGUUUAACCCACAAGGAAUCGUUCGACGAGCAGCAACAACAACAACAGGGUCAAAUUCAAAUAAUAAAAGAAGGAAGUGUAGUACAUAACGUGAUUAAGAAUUUGUUGUUAAAAGGACAAAUGAAAUAUCUGCAAGAUUUGCACGCCGUCAUAUUCCUCUGUUCUCCAAUAAUCAACGAUAUCGAAGAGUUAGUCGAUAGUGGGUUGUUUUUGAACGAUUUGAACCCCCACGGUCUCAGUAAGGAGCUGGUUAUGACAGGGUGGCAGCAUAAUUCAAAAUUAGAAAUGAUGUUUGACAUGGAAGAAAAACGAUCGAACGAACUCACACGUAACCACGAGCUUUUGGACGAAUGGAAAAAGCGAGGUGACGACCUAUUGUACUCGAUGAUCCCGAAACCGGUGGCCGACCGAUUGAGGGAGGGCAACUCCCCCUUGAGUACUUGCCAGUCCUUCGACGCAGUAACAAUCCUUUUUUGCGAAUUAGUUGGCUUAAGUUCAUCGACGGUUAAGCAGGCCAUGGAGGUGGUGUCGACCAUGAACACGGUCUUUUCAUGUUUCGAUUCCCUAAUGGAUCAAUUUGAUGUUUAUAAAGUCGAGACCGUUGGGCAAGUGUACAUGGUGGUCGGGGGUGCCCCGAACCCCAACGAGAACCAUGCCGCCAACGUGGCCGAUUUAUCCCUUUGCAUGAUUAAACAAAUCAAAAAGAUUAGUUUGAACGAAAAGAAUAAAAUCGAAGUCCGAAUUGGGAUGCAUUCGGGACCAGUUGUGGCAGGAAUUGUUGGUCUUAAAGUUCCAAGAUAUUGCUUUUUUGGGGACACGGUUAAUACUGCGUCCAGGAUGCAAUCAACUAGCUUGUCGGGAAAGAUUCAAAUUUCGUCAUUUACAAAAGAUUUGCUACCCAAUCAAGGGUAUAGUAUUCAAAGUCGAGGGCGAGUCACCGUUAAGGGAAAAGGAGAGAUGGAAACAUUCUGGCUUCUGGCAAAAAAAUCCCACCAAUAAUAAAAUAAUUGAUCUUGUAAUCAAAAUAUGUACACAAAUAUCUAA
Molecule: messenger RNA, 3980 nt
Organism: Agrilus planipennis (emerald ash borer)
Lineage: Eukaryota; Metazoa; Arthropoda; Insecta; Coleoptera; Buprestidae
Product: soluble guanylate cyclase 89Db-like
Exons: 24
Coding region: 33-3935 (1300 amino acids)
Biological process (GO): nitric oxide-cGMP-mediated signaling; response to oxygen levels; cGMP biosynthetic process
Cellular component (GO): guanylate cyclase complex, soluble
Molecular function (GO): guanylate cyclase activity; heme binding; oxygen sensor activity
Source: RefSeq, a predicted model, not a curated record